AUGUCUUCCGAGCAGACUUUCAUUGCCAUCAAGCCCGAUGGUGUCCAGCGUGGACUCGUUGGCCCUAUUAUCAGCCGCUUCGAGCAGCGCGGCUUCAAGCUUGCUGCCCUGAAGCUCGUCACUCCUUCUAAGGAGCACCUCGAGCAGCACUACCAGGACCUCCGCGAGAAGCCUUUCUUCCCCGGCCUUGUCAGCUACAUGCUGAGUGGACCCAUCGUCGCUAUGGUCUGGGAGGGCCGUGAGGUUGUCAAGACUGGUCGCACUAUCCUCGGUGCUACCAACCCUCUUGCCUCUGCCCCUGGCACCAUCCGUGGUGACUACGCCAUUGAUGUUGGCCGUAAUGUCUGCCAUGGUUCCGACAGCGUUGAGAACGCCAAGAAGGAGAUUGCUCUCUGGUUCAAGCCUGAGGAGGUCAUCUCCUACAAGCAGAGCCAGUUCGACUGGAUCUAUGAGAAGCCUUAG
This is a messenger RNA of Monascus purpureus, 462 nucleotides long. NCBI's taxonomy places the organism in Eukaryota, Fungi, Ascomycota, Eurotiomycetes, Eurotiales, Aspergillaceae. The record is from the annotation of a GenBank genome assembly.